Messenger RNA from Aspergillus caelatus, 910 nucleotides. RefSeq lists its product as uncharacterized. The record is from RefSeq and is a predicted model, not a curated record. NCBI's taxonomy places the organism in Eukaryota, Fungi, Ascomycota, Eurotiomycetes, Eurotiales, Aspergillaceae. The transcript has 2 exons. Bases 47 to 880 code for a protein of 277 amino acids.
UAUCACAUCAUAACACCCAUCCCCGUUCUUUUGUUAACUUGACAGGAUGCUGCUCAAUCUCAAUACCUCGCAGAAAGCCCUGUUGUGGCUCUUCAUCCAAGCGGCCUUUCUACCGCACACGAUUGCUCGACAAUGCUACUGGCCAAACGGCGCAAGUACACUGGAUGAGCAACAGCCCUGUUUUCCCGAUAAGGCAAAUAGUCCCUGCUGCGCGACCAAUAAACAAAACGGUGACCCAAACGAUGUUUGCACUACAACGGGGCUUUGCGUUGCGCAGGUCGAGCCGUAUACCGGCCUCGUUCUACAAAAUGGCUGCACGGAUUCGAGCUGGAAAAGUUCCGACUGCCUCAGCAUUUGUCCGGGGUCAAUGAAACCAGACUACGGCAUCCACAUCCUCCCCUGUCCGGAUAAGAGUCUCAAGCACUGGUGUUGCAGCCUGAGUGGCUCUGAUUGUUGCGACAGUGCAUUUGAAUUAGAUAUGGGUACAUUGAUACUUUCCUCGAACUCAACGAAUUCAAGCAGCUCAGCUUCUGCAUCCGCGACCGUAACAGCAACAAGUACGGCGACAGUCACAGCCGGUACCGGUAACGAACCACUCACUUGUAAUGGCGACUGUCAUGCAACGUCCACUACAGUGGCUGUUGGUGCUGGCGUGGGAGCUGGGUUAGGCGCAUGUCUUGUGGCGACUUUGUGCCUGCUUGUUUUCCAAAGACGCGCAUAUCAGAAGAAAGUACAAGAGAUGAAGAUGCUACAAUCGAGCGCUUACCCAUACGUUCAACAGUAUGGGCCUUUCGUGCCUAAGAAUCCCGUGGAGCUGCCUCUGAAUCAACGGCCUACGGUAUUCGAGAUUGAUAGUGAGCGUCCGAUGCGGCCGGAAUGAGUUUAGAGUUUACUUUACUUUUACUUUUUU